AUGACUUCUCUGACCGUGUCCUUCAGAUUUGCAACAGCCUGUGUCUUCUCUGCUCUAGACCAAGAUAGAACAGCCUUACAGAAAGUGAAGAAGUCUGUCAAAGCAAUAUAUAAUUCCGGUCAAGAUCACGUACAAAAUGAAGAAAACUAUGCACAAGUUCUUGACAAGUUCGGAAGUAAUUUUUUAAGUCGAGACAACCCAGACCUUGGCACUGCUUUCGUCAAGUUUUCUACUCUUACAAAGGAACUGUCCACACUGCUGAAAAAUCUGCUCCAGGGUCUGAGCCACAAUGUGAUCUUCACCUUGGACUCCUUGUUGAAAGGAGACCUAAAGGGAGUCAAAGGAGAUCUCAAGAAGCCGUUUGACAAAGCUUGGAAAGACUAUGAGACAAAGUUUACAAAAAUUGAGAAGGAGAAGAGAGAGCACGCAAAGCAGCAUGGAAUGAUCCGCACGGAGAUCACGGGAGCCGAGAUCGCAGAAGAAAUGGAGAAGGAGAGACGCCUCUUCCAGCUCCAAAUGUGCGAAUAUCUCAUUAAAGUUAAUGAAAUCAAGACCAAAAAGGGUGUGGACCUGCUGCAGAAUCUUAUAAAGUAUUACCACGCUCAGUGCAAUUUCUUUCAAGAUGGCUUGAAAACGGCUGAUAAAUUGAAACAGUACAUUGAAAAACUGGCUGCUGAUUUAUAUAAUAUAAAACAGACCCAGGAUGAAGAAAAGAAACAGCUAACUGCACUCCGAGACUUAAUAAAAUCCUCUCUUCAACUUGAUCAGAAAGAAUCUAGGAGAGAUUCCCAGAGCCGGCAAGGAGGGUACAGCAUGCAUCAGCUCCAGGGCAACAAGGAAUAUGGCAGCGAGAAGAAGGGCUACCUGCUGAAGAAAAGCGACGGGCUCCGGAAAGUGUGGCAGAGGAGGAAGUGUGCAGUCAAGAACGGGAUCCUGACCAUCUCACACGCCACGUCUAACAGGCAACCCGCUAAGCUGAACCUCCUCACCUGCCAAGUGAAACCAAACGCCGAGGACAAGAAGUCUUUUGACCUGAUAUCACAUAAUAGGACGUAUCACUUUCAGGCAGAGGAUGAGCAGGAUUAUGUGGCAUGGAUCUCCGUAUUGACAAAUAGCAAAGAAGAGGCCCUGACCAUGGCCUUCCGUGGAGAGCAGAGCACAGGAGAGAACAGCCUGGAAGACCUGACGAAAGCCAUCAUUGAGGACGUCCAGCGGCUCCCCGGGAAUGACGUCUGCUGCGAUUGUGGCUCGUCAGAACCCACCUGGCUUUCAACAAACUUGGGCAUUUUGACCUGUAUAGAAUGUUCCGGCAUCCAUAGGGAAAUGGGGGUUCAUAUUUCCCGCAUUCAGUCUUUGGAACUAGACAAAUUAGGAACUUCUGAACUCUUGCUGGCCAAGAAUGUAGGAAACAAUAGUUUUAAUGAUAUUAUGGAAGCAAAUUUACCCAGCCCCUCACCAAAACCCACCCCUUCAAGUGAUAUGACUGUACGGAAAGAAUAUAUCACUGCAAAGUAUGUAGAUCAUAGGUUUUCAAGGAAGGCCUGUUCGUCUUCAUCAGCUAAACUGAAUGAAUUGCUCGAGGCCAUCAAAUCUCGGGAUUUACUUGCACUAAUUCAAGUCUAUGCAGAGGGAGUAGAGCUAAUGGAACCACUGCUGGAACACGGACAGGAGCUUGGGGAGACAGCCCUACAUCUUGCAGUCCGAACUGCAGACCAGACCUCUCUCCAUUUGGUUGACUUCCUUGUGCAAAACUGUGGGAACCUGGAUAAGCAGACAGCCCUGGGCAACACGGCUCUACACUACUGCAGUAUGUAUGGUAAACCCGAGUGUUUGAAGCUUCUUCUGAGGAGCAAGCCCACCCUGUCCCAGGCUAAAUCUGGGAAGUUCAACCCACACGUCCACGUGGAAUAUGAGUGGAACCUGCGUCAGGAGGAGAUGGAUGAGAGUGACGACGACCUGGAUGACAAACCGAGCCCCAUCAAGAAAGAGCGCUCGCCAAGGCCUCAGAGCUUCUGCCACUCCUCCAGCAUCUCCCCCCAGGACAAGCUGUCACUGCCAGGGUUCAGCACCCCGAGGGACAAGCAGCGGCUGUCCUACAGCGCCUUCACCAACCAGAUCUUCACCUCCGCAAGCACAGACUCGCCCACGUCACCAACCACAGAGGCACCCCCGCUGCCUCCGCGAAACGCCGGGAAAGGUCCAACUGGCCCUCCUUCAACACUCCCUCUAAGCACCCAGACCUCUAGUGGCAGCUCUACCCUGUCCAAGAAGAGGCCUCCUCCCCCACCACCCGGACACAAGAGAACCCUAUCCGACCCUCCCAGCCCACUACCUCACGGGCCCCCAAACAAAGGCGCAGUUCCUUGGGGGAACGAUGUGGGUCCAUCAUCGUCAAGUAAGACUGCAAAUAAGUUUGAGGGACUAUCUCAGCAAUCGAGCACCGGCUCUGCAAAGACUGCCCUUGGCCCAAGAGUUCUUCCUAAACUACCUCAGAAAGUGGCACUAAGGAAAACAGAAACCAGCCAUCACCUCUCCCUGGACAAAGCCAACAUCCCACCCGAGAUCUUUCAGAAGUCCUCACAGUUGGCAGACUUACCGCAGAAGCCACCACCCGGAGACCUGCCCCCGAAGCCCACAGAACUGGGUCCCAAACCCCAAAUUGGAGAUUUGCCUCCUAAGCCGGGAGACCUGCCCCCCAAGCCCCAGCUGGGAGACCUGCCCCCCAAGCCCCAGCUGGCAGACUUACCCCCCAAGCCACAGAUGAAGGACCUCCCUCCCAAACCGCAGCUGGGAGACCUGCUGACGAAGUCCCAGGCUGGGGACGUGUCGCCCAAGGCCCAGCAGCCCCCAGACGUCACCCAGAAGUCACACCCGGUGGAUCUCUCCCCGAACGUGCAGUCCCGAGACGCCAUCCAAAAGCAAGCAUCCGAAGACUCCAACGACCUCACGCCCACUCUGCCGGAGACGCCCGUUCCGCUGCCCAGGAAAAUCAAUACGGGCAAAAACAAGGUGAGGCGAGUGAAGACCAUCUACGACUGCCAGGCGGACAAUGACGAUGAGCUCACCUUCAUGGAGGGGGAAGUGAUUGUGGUCACGGGGGAGGAAGACCAGGAGUGGUGGAUCGGGCAUAUCGAAGGACAGCCUGAGAGGAAGGGGGUCUUUCCAGUGUCCUUUGUUCACAUCCUGUCUGACUAG
Messenger RNA from Puma concolor (puma), 3195 nucleotides. The record is from RefSeq and is a predicted model, not a curated record. Lineage: Eukaryota; Metazoa; Chordata; Mammalia; Carnivora; Felidae.